Messenger RNA from Physcomitrium patens, 1058 nucleotides. RefSeq lists its product as uncharacterized. The record is from RefSeq and is a predicted model, not a curated record. Lineage: Eukaryota; Viridiplantae; Streptophyta; Bryopsida; Funariales; Funariaceae.
UGAAUUCCAGACUUCCUAUCUCUCUACACACAAAUGUACCAUAGAAAUGUUUUUGGCAUAUACCUGCGGAAGGGCUUCUACGCAGACAUGGACGAACGCCCGAGAGUCGCCGAAGCCCUUCGCCGCGCGGAGCCAGUGAGAUCUGUGCUGUCGUGACGGGGAUGGCGAUCCCCCACGAACCCAGCCCUGAUUGCGUCGAACACUGGGUUCAAUUGGUGCAGUCAGUCAGUGCUAGUGUAGUUUCACCAAACUGGGGACUGUGCUUUCCGAUUCCUCUGCAACGGAAGCUUUCGUAGAUGCAGGGGGUAGAACACGUGCCAGGCGCCGGGGAGUUCGGCAAACACACGCAGCGCGAGGAUCCGAUGCGGUUUGGUUGCGAGGAGUUGCCGGCGACGGAACGUGAACAAGAGGGGAGAAUGCGAACAGUUUCCUGGAAUCGAGAGGCCGAAACAGGCUGUACGACUUCCAGUCGGCCCCGUGUGGUGCCAUCUGCGCGCUCUGGGUCUCUUCUGGAGCUGAACAUGCGGUGCGAACCAGCAGUCAGCGCAGAUUCUGCAGAGCUCAGUCUCCAGAUGGUCGAUUUCAAAUCUUCAGGAAGACCCAUCCAUUGCCCAACUAAAAAUGUAGAAGAUUACAUGCAGCAGAUUCUGCGGUGCUAAUCGACAUAUCGUAAACAUAGCAUGUUUCUGGUGGAUUAAGGAAGAAACCAUACGGGAGCUUCGCUUUUGUCUAGUACCGCGAAGAUUUCUUUCAGUUCCUGGGAGGAGACCAGAUGGGUUGCCGAAUUCCCACUUCGCUACGAAUAAUUCUAGUAAUGUAUGUAUGUAUGUAUAUAAAUAUAUAUACAUACAUACAUAUAUGUAUUAUGGGUAUGUCUAUCUAACUAUCCAAGUUAUUCCUAGUUCAUUGUCGAUGUACAUUUCGUGAAUACAUGCAAACCGUUCUGUUUUUCACAAUCGAUGUAACUUCGCUGUAACAAUCAGAAGAUGACGACUGAGACUUUUGAGAUUUUAAAGCGGUUGAAAUUCAAAAAUUUGUGGCAGAAUUCUGUUUUGGUA